Molecule: messenger RNA, 1533 nt
Organism: Saprolegnia parasitica CBS 223.65
Lineage: Eukaryota; Oomycota; Saprolegniomycetes; Saprolegniales; Saprolegniaceae
Exons: 1
Coding region: 1-1509 (502 amino acids)
Source: RefSeq, a predicted model, not a curated record
AUGGCCCACGCGCCCGAGCCCGUCCGGCCGCUUGCGGUCGCGCUCGUGCUCUGCGUCUUGCUCUCGGACAUCCUCUUUGCCGGCCUCAUCUUUGGCUGGGCGCCGCUGCUGCUUCUGUUGCAAGAGGAGGACCAGUAUGGCGAAGUGUGCACGGCGCGCGACGUCAACGGCCGGUGCGCCGACCAGGACGCGCGCCUCAACAUGAUGUACGCGAUCGCGACCUUUGCGGUCAAUGUCAUCUCGCUGCCCGUCGGCACGAUGCUCGACUUUGUCGGCCCGAAGCGCGCCAUCAUGGUCGCCGCGUGCCUCGAGAUCCCGGGCCUCGUGCUCCUCGGCCUUGCCGACUCCAAGUCGUUUGACGUGUUUGUGCCUGCGUACUUGCUGCUCGCGAUGGGCGGCUGCAUUACGAUGAUGGCAUCGUACCCCGCGAGCUUUCUCAUUUUAUCGCACCAAACGACGAUCCUCGCGAGCAUUAGCUGCCUCUUUGACAGCUCCAGCGCGAUUUUCCUCGUGCUCUAUUCGAUCCACGAGACGAUCGGCUGGUCGCGCGACAGCCUCUUCAUUGGCUACGGUGUGCUCAGCGUGCUUGUGUACGUGGCGCUCAUUGCUCUCUGGCACGUCAACGAAGCGUACCUCCCGACGAGCGAGCCGGUGUUGGAAGAGAUCGCGGCCGAGCGCUCGACGGUCGCCUCGCCGCUGCUGGAAAACGCUGGCCACGCGUACGGCAGUGUCGCCGAGACCAAGGAGCUCUUGCCGCGCAUCGACGUGCCUGCGUUCGAGCACGAAGCGCUCUGCGACUACCCGCUUUCCAAGCAAGUCCGGACGUUCGAGUUUGCCUUUAUCUUGGUCUUUACGAGCCUCCACAUUCUGCGCGCCAACUUUUACAUUGGCACGACCAACAACUUGCUCGAAAACUACGGCGACGCGGCCCACGGCUACCUCUACACCAAGAUUUUCGGCUUCGUCCUCCCGAUGGGCUUCCUCUUCGUGCCCGGCAUCGACUACUUUGUCGAGAAGAAGGGCCUCCCGAUCUCGCUCCAUUUCACGACGUGCUUGGGGCUCGCGGCGAACCUCCUCGCCCUCGCCCCGGUCUUGCCGCUGCAGUCGGUCGUCUUCUUCAUCUUUACGGGCUUUCGCGCCUUCUUGUAUGCGGUCAUUGCGGCGUUUGCGGCCAAGAUCUUUGGCCUUGCCAACCUCGGCACGAUCGUCGGCCUCAUCUUCACGUCCGGCUCGCUCGUCGGGCUGCUGCAAAUCCCCGCGGUCGCCUACUCGCUCGACAUCAACGACUUGGGUCCGAUGUACAUGGCGUCUGCAGCGCUCGCGCUUGUUCUGGUGCCGCUCACCGAAGUGUACCGCCGCCGCGCCGCCGAUCGGGCCCGCCGCCACCUCGUCGCGUCCGAGUCGCCAUUCAUGGACAUGAAGGGCAUGCAGUACCGCCGGUCGCCGUGCUUGCCGUCGCCGGCCGCGCGCAGUGGCCGCCGCCAGUCGCAUCGCGAUGCCGACGUGUAAUAGAUCCUAGACGCCUCCCUUCUA